AUGCCGCACAGUCUGACGGUCCUCACUGCCGCGAUGACAGGUGGGGUCGUAGGAGGGCCUGCGACUGCAGCCAGCGGGGGGUGCUGUGGAUGGUGCCCGUGGUGCCCCUGCUGUCCCGCUGCAGCAGCCGCACCAGCGGCGCACGCUGGCAUGACUUUCGGAGGCGGAGCGGUUCCUGGAGCCGUCGCAACUCCAGCAGGCGCAGCGCUGGCUCCAGGCGCCGUUCCGGGCGGUUGGGGCGCUGGAACUGCAGCUGGGGGCUACGGAGCCACAGUGGCUCCAGGCGCAGCUGGAACCGCUGGUUACGGCACAGGUGGCUAUUACGGCGCUGCGGCGCAGCCCGCAUUAACAGCGGUGAUGGCGUGGUUCACUGGGGUCAAUGACGAGGCUGGGAGGCUUCUGAGAGAACUCAGAGAAAAAAGGAAUCGUCAACAAGGAGAUGAAGGAAGCAAGGAAGGUUUCGAUGGAGAGCUCAGUGAAGCCAGCACGUCUACUUCUUCAGGGUCGUGCCAUUUCCGUCGCCGGAGGGAAUCCCAUGCUAGGUCAGGGAGACGAGUGAGGCUGUCUCCAGCCAGCACUCGCAGUGUGAGUGGACACAGUACAUUCUCCUUGGAUUUUAUUUAG
This is a messenger RNA of Neospora caninum, 624 nucleotides long. RefSeq lists its product as hypothetical. The record is from RefSeq and is a predicted model, not a curated record. Bases 1 to 624 code for a protein of 207 amino acids. NCBI's taxonomy places the organism in Eukaryota, Apicomplexa, Conoidasida, Eucoccidiorida, Sarcocystidae. The transcript has a single exon.